AUGGCUCUUUUAUCCGCUCAUUGGACUCUUGUAUUUGGUAUUCUAGGUAACGUCGUCUCCUUUGCGGUGUUUCUUGCACCAAUAGCAACAUUCUACAAAGUUUACAAGAAGAAGGCAACUGAAGGGUUCCAGUCAGUUCCCUAUGUGGUUGCACUAUUCAGUGCCAUGCUCUGGAUCUACUACGCAUUGCUCAAAUCCAACACUCUCCUUCUCAUCACCAUCAACUCAGCUGGCUGUGUCCUUCAGACUAUCUACAUCUCUAUCUUCCUCAUUUACGCUCCUCCAAAAGCCAGGAUCCAGACCCUUAAACUUCUAGUUUCCAUCAACGUAGUAGGAUUCGGCCUGAUCGUUAUCUUAACUCAGUUUGCUGCAAAAGGAGCAGCAGACCGUGUAGCAAUCGUCGGUUGGAUUUGCCUCAUCUUUUCCGUAUGCGUAUUCGUUGCCCCCCUCUGCAUUAAUAGACAAGUUAUCCGAACAAAAAGCGUGGAGUACAUGCCAUUCCUUUUAUCCUUGUUUCUCACUUUAAGUGCUGUUAUGUGGUUCUUUUAUGGCCUCCUACUCAAAGACUACAACAUUGCUCUUCCAAACGUGCUGGGAUUUACAUUCGGGAUUCUUCAAAUGGUGUUGUACAUGGUCUAUAAAAACACGAAGAAAAAUGCAAUCGAACCCGAAAACCUUCCCGAGUUAGUUCAAGAUGAUCCGGUGAUUAUAAUCGAUGACAAGAAUCUUCCAGAGUUGAAAGCAAAGAUUGAGGAUGUGAUGAGGCUGAGCGCAUUAGUUUGUUCGGAGAUGAAUUCGAACGAGAAUGAGCUUGAUGUGAUUGAAAUUCAAGUUGUGGUGCCUAAAAAACAACUCAUUCCUCUCGCUUGA
Daucus carota subsp. sativus is the source of this 870-nucleotide messenger RNA. RefSeq names its product bidirectional sugar transporter SWEET14. Gene Ontology annotation, biological process: carbohydrate transport. The transcript is spliced from 6 exons. The record is from RefSeq and is a predicted model, not a curated record. The coding region runs from base 1 to 870 and encodes 289 amino acids. Gene Ontology annotation, molecular function: sugar transmembrane transporter activity. Gene Ontology annotation, cellular component: membrane. NCBI's taxonomy places the organism in Eukaryota, Viridiplantae, Streptophyta, Magnoliopsida, Apiales, Apiaceae.